Messenger RNA from Helicoverpa zea (corn earworm), 1170 nucleotides. RefSeq lists its product as uncharacterized. Bases 794 to 1099 code for a protein of 101 amino acids. NCBI's taxonomy places the organism in Eukaryota, Metazoa, Arthropoda, Insecta, Lepidoptera, Noctuidae. The record is from RefSeq and is a predicted model, not a curated record. The transcript has 2 exons.
GAUUGAAAAUAUUUUUUUCCAACCAUCAGCCCAACUGUCGGCCGACUGUUUAGUUGUCAGUGUGCGGGUACUCUAAUUGUUGUGCUGUUCUCGUUUUCAUGACGUCAAUUUAUUGUAAAACUGCUAUAAUGCCCCGUAUUAUGUAUAUCGAUUUUAGAAUUUGUAUAAGCCGUAUUACAGUUAAAAAAUAUAAAUAAUUAUAGAAGCAGUACGUAUAUAAAGUAGUUAUAUUUAACUCUAGCUGUUCCCCGGGGGUUUUUAUUAAAUAAAAAGUAUCCUAUGUUCAUUCUAGUACCACCAAGAAAAUGUGUAUAUGAUGACCGGUUUAGUAGUUUUUGCAUGAAAGCGUAGUAAACAAACGGACUUUCGCAUUUACAAUAUUAUAUAAGUAGGAUUGCCGCUGUCACUCUUUGUCAAUCUCAUGAAAAAUAGUUCAAUCGUUUUUGAGUUUACUGCAACUAUAGAAGGACUUUUUUAUAUUUUUGAAUUCAGUAUACUUGCUAAGAAUUGGCAUAAUUUGUUUUUAGCCUAAAAUAAAUUGCUUAUCGCCCUAGGCCUAGCCCGUUAUCAGUUUCAACUAAUUAAUUUUUCUUUUCCGUCGAGUAUUUGUUAUUCAGAGCGAUUGUGAGUUUUAUACCCACGUCUCAAAACAGGAAAACAGUAUAGUAACUACUGCUUUUAUUAUAAUUUGGUUAUUAACAGUUCAAUUGCGGUGCUCAUUACGUGUUGUACACUUAUAUAUUAUUAUUUGAAGUUGCUUGUUGUAAAUUUACAGUAUAUUUAUUGAAUAACCAUGAAGGUUUUUAUGUUAUUGCUUAUUUUGGCCCUAAUUGCCCUGUCGUAUUGUACCUCAGAACCUGAAGAGUGUUAUUAUGAUUCUAGAGGAUUAUGUAUGGGUGAAUGUGAGCCAGGCACCUACUCUUACACCUCAAACUGCGAUCAGAUGAUGAUACCUGAGCCUACAUGUGAUACCCCAACUCCUCAAGAGGAAGAGGCCCCCUGUGACUAUUCAGCUUGCUACUGUAAGGCACCAACUGUCAGGGACACGAGUACAGGCAAAUGUGUGCCUUUGGAACAGUGCCCUAAGAAAAAGGUUUAGCCUUUUUGCGAGGCUGCCUCGGUUCGAGUCUUUUUUUUCGUUUGAAUAAAUCAUUUCUAUUUUUAGGGGCA